AUGGCAAAUACAAGGAUCAUGAAUCGUGGAGAAGAAGUUUCAGUUUCAAUCCCUAAUGAUCUCGUUUUCGAGAUAUCUUCGAGAUUGCCUGCAAAGUCAGUAGGGAGGUUUCGUUGCGUGUCGAAGCAAUGGGGUUCCAUGCUUCGCCGUCCAGAUUUCACAGAGUUGUUCUUGACCAGGUCACGAGCUCGUCCACGUCUCUUAUUCGCCAUCGAAGGACCAGGCAACAAUUGGAGCUUCUUCUCGUCGCCUCAGACUCAGAAUCCACAUGAUAAGUGUUCUUCUCUUCUAGAUUUUCACAAGCAGUUCCCUCGAGACAAUCUGAUCACUAGUAGUCGUGAAGAUUCAUUUGGUUAUGCCUCUGGUUUGAUUUAUCUCCCUGAUAUGUGGUUCCCAAAGGAGAAUGACACUAAGAGUGUGAUAUGUAACCCUAUCACGGGACAGUAUUUGAUCUUACCUGAACUCAUAAGGCACGAUAGUUCGCGUAGCUUUUUAGGGUUUGAUCCGACUGACAAGCAACACAAGGUAUUGUUCAUCACUUGUCUAUCUCAUGGUCAUAAGAUUCUGACAUUAGGAACUGGAAACCCUAUGCGGUGGAGGAAGAUCAAAUCUCCCUUAGCCCAUGAGCCUGAAAGUGAAGGGAUAUGCAUCAAUGGGGUUUUGUAUUACUUAGCUUCAACCAAGGUCUUGGGUGAAUUUGAUUUUAAAUGGUGUAUGAAGAUAGCUUGCUUUGAUGUUAGGUCUGAGGAAUUCAAGUUUAUUGACGAUAAAUCAUUUCGUUCUUCGGAUGAUAUUACUAGUUUGAUAAACUAUAAGGGUAAAUUAGGUGUGCUUCGUCGGCGGCGUAAUGCCAUUAAGUUGUCUCUGUGGGUUCUAGAUGAUGUCGAGAGACAAAAAUGGUUGAAUUAUGUCUACACUAAGCCUAAGAAGCAAGCUCUUAUUGGAGUGACUGGUACAGGUGAAAUGGUUUGGUCGAUGAACUAUACAUGUAAACCGUUUUGUGUAUACUACCGCAAUCCCGAAGGGAAGCCUCGCCAAACUAUUGAAAUCAAAGGUGUUGGAGCUAACUAUGAAGAAGUGUUUGGUACUAGUUGCAGAGUUCACGCUUUUAUAGACCAUGUAGAGGAUCUCAGUUUUAUGAAAUAA
Molecule: messenger RNA, 1146 nt
Organism: Microthlaspi erraticum
Lineage: Eukaryota; Viridiplantae; Streptophyta; Magnoliopsida; Brassicales; Brassicaceae
Source: the annotation of a GenBank genome assembly